AUGACUUCUGAACAAAAAUAUCCUGGUUACGAAGCACUUACGUCGUAUUUGAAGCGAGAUAAAAAAUCUUUUUGGGGCUUUCUACGCCAUUGUCGAGACGCGCUUGUUGCCACUAAGCCGGUUACUUCCCGUUGGCAUGACCUUGACACGUCCUGGUGCCGUCGCUUUUUAGAAGAAGCAGAAAAGCUAUUAAACGAAAAUGACUUUAAUAAAAUUACUGGGUAUGACCACUUGGUAACCACUCCAAGUCCUCUAUUCGGGCACCCUAACUUUGUCGUUGGUAAAGGUCUAUUGCUUCCGGAGGAGGAAUCAAUUAUGUGUCUUCCUUUUGGGGCAUGCCUUAUCACUAAUGAACAGGAAGUAUCCCUCGCAAAAAAUAUUUCACCACCUAUCAAAGAUCAGUUCGAUAAAGAUAAUGGUAUUACUCUUGAUCUCUUGUCCAAACAUAACUCGACCCAGACCCAAAGGAGCGAUUCUAAAUCUCUAACUGAUCCUGUAUCAUCUAUCACUUCUUUGCCACAAGAUAUUAUUUCAUCGGAUCAAUCUAAUUUAUCAUGUGAUAUAUUGCGAGAACAGAAAAAUAACCAAUCAAAGAUAAAGUCUCCUUGUCCCGAGCUCAAAUUAUCUACUGAUCAAGCACAAAGUGACAUCCCUGAACUAAGUGAUAUCCCGUCCCAAAUAACAGAAGCUAGCACCGAUUCCAUGUCCUUACAAAGUCUAAAGAAAACUCCAUUGAAUUCUAUCUUUAUUAAACAAAUUUCAAACAUUUCUGUUGAUAUAGAUCUAACUCCAGGUUCUGUACCUCAUUUAGCUCGUGUUGACAAAUAUACUUUAGCAGAAUUUAAUCACUCUGCCUUAAUUCUGCCUUUAUCACCUCUUGCUAUUAGAAGAGAUAUAAGAAAAAGAAGAAAAAAUCUCAUUAGUGUAAAAAUUGAUCGGCGUGAAGAUUCUUCACGCGUACAUGGUCAACCGAAAUCUGAUAUAGAAACUAAAGUAUGCGAAAAAACUUUAUCGGAAACAGAGUCAUCACAUAUUUCUAAUUCGGUAGAUGAGGUAAGUAAGAAAGACGAAUCUUCACUCAAGGAAGAGCGAAUUUAUCUUUUAUUACAAAGUAAUGAGACUGUCUCUAUUUUUUCUGCAUAUAUAGCAAAGCUAGUGUUUUCGACACUUAAAAUGGUUAGAAGAUUAAGAUCAAGUGCUACAUGCUUAUCACCCGAAGCGAUUAGUGAUAUAAUUACGGCUAAAGGUAUAGCAAAUGCAUUACCGAUUCUGGCUAAAAAAUAUAAUAUAUCAUAUGCCCGAAUUCGUGGAAUAUGGGAAUUCGCUAUUGCAAUAAAUAAUUAA
Messenger RNA from Dentiscutata erythropus, 1344 nucleotides. The record is from the annotation of a GenBank genome assembly. NCBI's taxonomy places the organism in Eukaryota, Fungi, Glomeromycota, Glomeromycetes, Diversisporales, Gigasporaceae.